Messenger RNA from Cuscuta epithymum, 1885 nucleotides. The record is from the annotation of a GenBank genome assembly. NCBI's taxonomy places the organism in Eukaryota, Viridiplantae, Streptophyta, Magnoliopsida, Solanales, Convolvulaceae.
CUGUGAUAUCAAUUACGGAGUACUUUGUCACCUUCAAAAUUCACUUCAUCAAACCGGUUCACAAACAGCAAACCGAUGGGAAAUAGAAGUCGGAUCGGAGAGGCCUUACUUCGCGAAGAUUCGUUUGGAUCCGAUUCUCCAUUAGGACCAUCACAGCUCAAUUGAGGAACUGAGGAAGUUGUCGCCACAAGUGAGAAUUCACGUGGAAAUCUCGAGAAAACAUCGCAGCGAAAUGAGACCGAACAUUGUUUCUGAGGCUGGGAUACAAACAAGGUUGAACAACUGGUGGGAAGGCAUUCCAUUCUUCACGUCUACUAUUAUUAUUACUUGUGGGGUUAUUUACUUGGUUUGCCUUCUGAUCGGGUAUGACUCCUUUGCCGAAGUAUGCUUCUCACCAUCAGAAGUGAUUUCACAUUUUGAAGUUUACAGGAUUUUUUCAUCUGUUUUUUUCCAUGGCUCUAUACUGCAUGUUCUAUUCAAUAUGUUAGCUUUUGUUCCACUGGGAUCUGAGCUAGAGCGCAUUAUGGGAUCAAUCCGCCUUGUCUACAUAGUGGUUUUAUUGGCUGCAAGCAAUGCUCUGAUCCAUCUUCUUAUGGCACUAGCAAUAGCUCACAAUCCAUUUCACUCAUACCCAGAUCUAUUGUAUGAGUGUGCUAUAGGUUUCUCUGGGAUAUUGUUUUCUAUGAUUGUGAUAGAGACAAGUCUAAGUGGAAUUCAGAGUAGAAGUGUAUUUGGACUUUUUAAUGUUCCGGCUAAAUGGUAUGCAUUGGUCUUGCUAGUGGUUUUUGAGCUUCUUAUGCCAAAUGUCUCGUUUCUUGGGCACCUAUCUGGUAUUUUGUCUGGAUUUGCAUAUACUAAUGGUUUCUUCAACAUUCUAAUACCCGAUACAUCCCGCUUUUCAUCAAUUGAAUCAUCCUCAUGGCUUUCAGCUUGUGUGAGGAGGCCAAAGUUUAUGAUGUGCACCGGGAAUGUUUCAGGUCACCUUCCAACAUAUUUAAGUCAGAAUACAGCUUCAAGAAGUGGAUUGCACUUCGGAAAUAUGUGGAGGAACUGGUCUUCACUGAUGCCACAGAGUGGAAAUUCUCAUCCCACUCAGUCCAUGCCAGAUGAUAAUCGUUUCCCUGGAACCGGGAGGACCCUUGCAUCUGGUCUAAAUCGAGCUGCUUCUACAGGAAGUCCUGAUUCAAAUUUAAUGGUUAGUCUGCUAGAUAAUAAUGACAGCCUAGAACAUGUGUCAGCUCCAAUACAUGGCGGGCAACAGAGACCUCCGCCUGGAAGGCCAGAAGCCGUGAAUACAGCUGCAGCAGUGCAAAUCCCUCAGGGCCGUGUCCCAUCAGAUGAAGACAUUCAGAAACUGGUUGCGAUGGGUUUUGAUAAGACCCAAGUUGAGGUUGCUCUAGAAGCUGCUGAUGGAGAUUUGAAUGUUGCCGUGGAAAUUCUUAUGACCCAAAAGGAAUAGUUUCUUUGACAAGGCUGACUGAAUCUAAGAUGUUGAGUGAUGUCUUAAACCUAAUGAAUGAUGAUAUUCCAGUACCCUCAUCGUUAUGUAUAUAUGAUUCUUAGAUUUGUCUUUUCUCUAGUAAGCUAAAUUGAGACAGGCAUACUAAAGGUUAAAGUAUUAAUUCGUCAUACAUCUCAGCAACGUGGUGGCUUGCCUCGAUCGACUUGUUAGGCUCCACAGAUUACAUAUAGCACACUGGAUGUUUUAUACCAUUUCAAAUCAGGUGUGCCAAUGUACAAAAACUUACCGUGUGGCAACACACUCAAAAGAACACUUCCUCUUGCCUUAACUUUUCAAAUGGUGCCAAGUUUUAUACCAUAUGAUUACUUUCUCCAAUACAAAGAUGCCUUGUUUUUAAUAUGAGAAACAGAGAAAGAGUGCUCC